Molecule: messenger RNA, 13450 nt
Organism: Xyrichtys novacula (pearly razorfish)
Lineage: Eukaryota; Metazoa; Chordata; Actinopteri; Labriformes; Labridae
Source: the annotation of a GenBank genome assembly
AUGUCAAAGCGGGUCCGAAGCAGAGAGGUCUGCGCUGAUUGCAGCGCUCCGGGUAUGAUGUCAAAUAGGCUAGCUUUAGCUGCCCAGCUAACAGCUAACCCUUACUACAAUUAACGUCCAGUUAGCUAGCAAACCUAGUAAACGGUAACAAACUAGCUGUUAUUUUGGUGUCUGGUGGUCGUGGUCCCACAUAAUUAUCUUGAGGAAAACGUUGCUUUAUCGUAUCCGGGGUUUUGUUGUAUGUUAUUGGAAUUAAUAUGUCUAAAUUGUGAAAGUCUGUGCUUUGACUGUCGUGUCAAACACUAACAAUUGGUAAGUUACAGAAAAACAAAAAUGCUAACUCGUCGGGACUGCCUCUGCUAACGUUGCUGAUAACAUACAUGAAAUGUCACAAAGCAGACCCACGCCUUAUUGCGUUUAGGGGUUAUGAUUUUAGAUGCAAAGAAGACAUUACUAAUGCAGAAGGCACAACUAACCCUGUGGUAUUUCAGCUUGUUAUCUUAGUCGAGCCGUAAAUGCUUGAAUCUUAGUUUGUGUUUAAGUUAUUAUCACCGUCAACUCAUUAAAAGACUGCUAUGUUGCCUUUUUCGUCCCUCCCCAGAACCAAGGUGGGCCUCUGUCAACAGGGGUGUUUUGAUCUGUGAUGAGUGCUGCAGCAUCCAUCGAGGUCUGGGGCGACACAGCUCUCAAGUCAGACAUCUAACUCACUCUGCAUGGCCAUCCUCUCAGCUUCAGGUAAGGGGAAGGGGACACAACAAACAUAACAUAAACCAUAAACAUCUAGGUCCAGUCUACACCUACCUGUCAUGACAUUAUGCACACCUGGGUGAGGUAAUGUUGUCCAAUACAACACCUCUUCCACAUACUCAACAGUUAAGAAGCCUCUGCUUGUGUAGGUUUUGAUGAAAUGGUCAAACUCUUCCAUGAAUAAGUUGUAGCAUGUUAUAUUGAAAGGUUUGUCUCGUGUUUUUUCCGAUUCAUUAGCAAACAGUAGAGGAAUCAGAAGAUUAGGAUCACCCAGUGCACCACCGACACCCAUUACGGGGUCGUCAUUUAAUUUAAGGAACAAUUAUCACCAGACAUCAGAAAAUUGUAAUGUAAAUGCUUCAGAAAAGAACAUUUUAUGGUGGAAUUGAUGUAUUGAAUUGCAUUAGAUUCCCUAUGACUCUCUGGACUGUUUCAAACAACUCUUAAAGACUCACUUCUACUCUCUUGUCUUCUCAUAACCUCAUUUCUCAUCUGAAUUAAGUUCUAACCCAUUCUGCUAUCCUGUCCUUUGUGUGAAGUAUAUAUGUACAUUUUUACGUUAUCGAGUGUGUUUUUUAAAUGUUCUGAUUUUUAUCAAAGUCUGUUCCGUAUUUUCUUGCUGUAAAGCACUUCGGCUCAAAUUUUGUUUUUUUAAGUGCUCUAUAAAUAAAGUUGUCUUGACUUGACUUGACAUAGACUCCACCAGACCCUUGAUGAUGUGUGGUGUUAGGGUUAGUGCAGUACAUCCAUAGACUGUACAUAGAAUGGACAGCGUCCACCUCCUUGCUAGGUGAAGCCACUCUGAGAACAGCACCUUCUGUUGAUGGGCUGCAGUAUAGGUCAUAAAUCCCGCCUGCGCCAGCAAAGCUCAUGGAGCUGUGGACAAAUUUUCUCACCCCUGCUUGCGGUUUUGACAUGUAGUUACUGUUAGACUGGCUUGUGCUCAAGUUGUCUUUUUUUCUGUGAAGCUCAGUUUUUAAAAGUUAUUAGGGGGUUCAUGUUUUCUAUGAUUGACACCUGAUACAGACAAUUGACGUUCAGGGAUUGCGUUUGAGCCGAGCAUCAUCACAGCAACUCUCCCGUUGAGUGCGUACAAUGCUACUGCACAAUGCUGGUUUCAGGAAAUGAAGAAAAAUCGCGGAAAUACCGAGAGCUUUUUGGCUUCAAAUCCUUAUACAGGGGGUAGGUGGAACCAAGUUGGUCAUAGUAUAUACAGUCUAUGAGUACAUCCUUUAUGUCCUGAGAGGUGUGAGAUGGCACAUCUUUAAAUCAGACUUAGUUGUUCAGCGCAUCCCACAGGUGCUGGAUUGAGAUCUGGAGAAUUUGGAGACCAGUUGCAGACUGUUGUGCCCCUCUAGACCACCUUCUCUCCCUUUUCCAUGGCCCAGUUCUGAUGCUUACAUACCCAUUGUCAGAGCUUUUGCUGUUGGUAAUAAUGCUAUGGACAUGAUAAAGCGUGGUUUUAUGUUUCAGAUGGUCCAGACGCUGUAUGGCAAUGGAGCUAAUUCUAUAUGGGAGCACAGCCUUCUGGAUCCUUCCUCCUCAGCUACUGGGAAGCGCAAAGCCAACCCUCAGGACAGAGUUCAGUAAGUGCUCUUAAGGAUUUUCAUGUGUCACUGCUAAUCUCAGUAUGCUUGUUUGCACUUUGUUAUGAAGCUCUAUUGGCCAAAUUGAUUUUCAUAGUUAAGGUCAGUGAACAUGCAUGAUUAAGCCUCUGAACCAUGGACAUGACUCACAGCAUGGUGGUCUCAAGAAACCUUUAGAAAGUAUGUGGUUUGAUCUUGUAGAUUUGGGGAUUAAAUAUCCAACAAAUUAAUUAAAUUCUGCAUUACACCAACUAAGUGAGCCAAACUGCAUCCCUUUAAAAAGUUCAUCAGCUGAAUGACUGUGAAAGAGCGUCAAGUUUGAAUGGUUUCUUCUAUUUUCAUCUAAUUGUACAAGCUUAUUUUACAAGCAGUGUGUAUUUUAACUUGAACAAAAGCAUUAUAAUAAUAAUAAUAAGACCUGUGAUGGAGUCAUCCGCAUCCAGUGCCAGGUAUAAACACCGUGUCGGCCUUAUGUCUGGUGGAGUAAUGACAGCAGGCCACAUAUAAACCCAGCUAUGCUUACACUUAGAGUAAAUAUAUUAACCACCAGACAAACAAUAGAAACAGAACCAAAAAGGGAUCAGCUGUCAGCAAUCCAAGAGUCUCCUUAUUAGGUGUUUUCACCUGUGUGUUCCUGGAAGAACCAGGGCUAAAUUUAGUUCCUGCCAUAUGGUUCCAGGUAUGAUACUAAAGGUCCUUCUUUGGGUGGAGGGGGUACUUGCGGGAGAGGGUUUUCAUGCUGUACUACUUUUAACUUGCAGCUGCGUCAACUUCCUCCACUCACAAAACAAGGAAACGUGCAUGUAUUGACAUAAAGCCGUGGGGACAAAGUUAGUCUUUGUUGUAGAGUCCCCUCUAAAAUAGACACGUUUAUGCUCUGUCUGUAAGAAGAUCAUCAGGUAUAAAGUUCUAAUUGGAAUGACAUGUCUGAUAUUCACAGAUAAUAUAUCUGUUUUCAAUAUUCCUAAACCAGGGUAUCACUAGCUGGGCUGUAUUGAAUGAUGCAGGUCUUAAACCAACAUGAAUGGUUAUGUUGUGUUCACGUGGGGGUCUAGAUUGUCGGUUUUGCUUGGCUUAUUUGCUAACAUGGUUUGUUGUUUCCAGCCCAAACAAGACAGAGUUCAUCAAGGCCAAAUACCAAAUGUUGGCGUAUGUCCAUCGGAUGCCUUGUCGGGAAGAUGACAGUGUGACCGCGAAAGACCUCAGCAAGGUGAGAAAUUUACUGGUUUGAGCUUCUUAGAGGUAAAUCAAAGACAGAUUCUUGCCUUCUAAUCCCAUUUAGUUGCUCUGAUUUUCAUUGCCAAAGCACAGCCAAGUGUUUUUUUCUUAUUUAACUAACAUAUCUGCACUUCCUAUACACUUCAGAAGUGGCUUGACCUAUUAAUAUACUGAAAAUUUGUAUUCAGCACUGCUGCAACAUACUGCCAGUCAUGUUUCCUGUGCUGUUCAUGCUGUGGUUUUGAAUAUGAAAUAGCAUUAGGUGUCCCAGCUGGCCUCAGCGCUGUCUGUCGCUGCAUGUGUUUAUGCUCUUUUUUUAGUUUUGCUUGAACUCUGUAUUAUUUCCUAUCAGAAAAUUACAUGUUUGAUUUUAUGCACAAUAGCAGAGGGCGUUUCAAUUAUCGUGCAUGUCUGACAAACAGCAAAAUCUGCAUGAUUGAGACUGAGAAAUGUACAUGAAGAGCAAUGUACAAAAGGCAUACAAAUAAUUAUUUUUCCUCUGCUUGCAGUAAUCAAAUAUUCCAACUGGCUAAUGCACCAUGUCACCGAGAUCUGGGCAGAUAUUCAGUGAAGCCCACACAGAGUGUACGCUCUUCACAAUCAAAUAAAAUGAAUUACACGUUGAUUUCCUUUCAGCAACUUCACUCCAGCGUUCGGACUGGAAACCUGGAGACCUGCCUCAGACUUUUAUCUUUGGGAGCACAGGCCAACUUCUUCCACCCAGUAAGUACAGUGAGAUAGGAAAGAAAAUAUAUUACGCUGGUGUUUGAGUUUGUGUUAUGCUAAUGCUUAAUUAUUGUGAGUGUUUUUUUUUGUUUGCAACAAUAGGAGAAAGGAAACACCCCACUACACAUAGCAGCAAAAGCAGGACAAAUGUUACAAGCAGAACUGUUGGCGGUUUAUGGAGCUGAUCCUGGGGCUUUAGACUCCAGCGGGAAGACCCCCAUUGAUUAUGCAAGGUAAUACAAGAACACAUCGUCUAAAAUAAACACUGAUUUUCUUUGGUUCUUAUCACACCUCAUCUCAUUAAAGUGACACCUUCUACCACCUCUGUCAACCAUGAUUUCUGAUCAGCAUAAUGAUAUGAUUUCAAACUCUUGGCUGUAUAAAAACCAAACUCGACAUACAGCAUUUUUUCCUGUCGUCAUAGUUCAGUUAACUAACCCACAGCACAGCUGCAAGCACCAAACACCCUUGCCUCCUCUCGACAGUGCUACAGGAAAUUAUUCACAUCCUUUUGGUGAUUUAGCUUGUUCUCAGGAACUAACUCUGAUGUGCAUUAGCUGUGUUAUUUAUAUCAGGAAACAGUUGUUGUUUUAACCAGAAAAUGUGAAUCUAGACGAAAAAUGACAGGCAGUCAACAGAUCUGAACUGGUUUGAAAGCUCAGCUAUUAACUUGGCAACGGUCUAGGCUGUGGGUGAAAUAUUUAACAUGCCUUAACGACAAUGAACAUUAGAAACAGACCCUGUGGCAUGAUGUUAGCCUGACUAAUUCAAUAAGAGCGUGACCGGCUCGGGCAAGGGAAAGCUUUGACAGAAGACAUGAAAAUUAAAACAAAAAUUAAGGGUAUUGGUUUGUUGACAUGUCCUACAAAAGACAUUUCCGCUGCACAGUAAUAAGGAGGUAAAAGAAAGAUAAGACCACCCAUACAAACAAACAACAUUUUUGCCAUAUGGAUAGUGUUAAAUCAAACAGCUUCCUAAGAUACUCUCUUUAUUCAAAGUAACUUGGUGUAUUUCUGCAGAGUGACCUUUUCCUCUGUAUCUGUGCAGACAAGCUGGGCACCAGGAGCUGGCAGAGAGGCUGGUGGAGAUCCAAUACGAACUCACCGACCGACUAACGUUUUACCUCUGUGGGAGGAGACCAGGUAAGCAGUGGGUUCAUCAAGCAUUGCGUUGUCAUGCAUGAUAUUUCAGGGCCUGUGACUUUUUUCCCUUCUUUUAUUAAAACCGUCUUUCAUGUCGUUGUGCUUUUUUAGAUCACAGAAACGGUCAACACUUCAUCAUCCCACAGAUGGCAGACAGGUAGUAGCCACAUUUCAAAUCCUUUUGGAAGAUUAGUCAGAGGUUUUUGCAAUGCUCCCAAACAAUACCAGUUGGUUAUAAGAUACAUUUAUUACUGUUUUUUCUGUGGUAUUUUCCCCAUGCUGCAUUCUUUUGUUGGAUUAGAAAUAAGUAAGUAUAUUAAUUUUGUGCUGUUGUGUGUCUCCUGGGUUGUGUGGUAUUUUGUUUGAAGACAAUUUACAAAUUUUACUUUUUUUUUUUUGUCCAAAGCAGCCUGGAUUUAUCGGAGUUUGCAAAAGCCGCAAAGAAGAAGCUCCAAUCAGUGAGACAUUUGUCAACAUGAUUUGUGCUUCAAAAUAAGUCCUCUUUUUUUAUGCCUCUGAGUUGUUUUAGAAGAUAACUGGAAACUCUGUUUUUUUCAGCUAAGUAACCACCAGUUUGAAGAACUCGCCAUGGAUGUUUAUGAUGAAGUUGACAGAAGAGAAACAGAUGCAGGUGAUAUUUCAAGAAGUGUAAAGAGAAACAAAAUGUGACUUUAUUUUUAAGAUCUAACUCCUGUUUUACAUGUACCUGUUAUUGUGAUUUUUUUACAGUGUGGUUGGCCACUCAGAAUCACAGCACGCUUGUCACAGACACCACAGUUGUGCCUUUCCUGCCUGUCAAUCCAGAGUACUCGUCCACUAGGAACCAGGUAAGAGACUGCUUUGGUUUUUUUCGGCUCAAACUUCCAUUUGAUGAGUAAGUACUGGAUCUUGAUGUGCUGCCAUGUUUUUCCUUUUUUCCUUUUUGUCCUCUCAGGGUCGACAGAAAUUGGCCCGGUUUAGUGCUCAUGAAUUUGCCACACUGGUUAUUGAUAUUCUCACUGAUGCUAAACGGCGGCAGUGGGGUAAUUCCUGUGAAAGUCCAAAAGGUACAAAAUGUGUUUUAGUUUUUCUAUCAAAACUUCUUGAAUAUCUCUGUUAAUAACCCUUUAUUUAGGGGUUAAUUUAGGUUUAUAUCUCAGUAAAUAAAUUCUUUAGUUUAUACACUAUAGACAGAGAGUAAACAGUUAAGUCUGCUGAGAUUUUUACAUGAAUAUUUUCCAUAUGGAUGCAGUUAUGUAAGCAGAAACAUUGCCAAACACAGACUGUGAUUGACGCUUUAAUCAUAAAAUCCCUUUCUUCUUUAAAUCACAGAAAACUACAGAGAAGUCUGUUUACCCUUUAAAGCAAGCCAAAGAAAGCUUGUUGUCACUAAUGAAGAAGAGCAAGUUCUGACUUUUGGAUUCAGCGCAUGUCCAUCUGUAGUUGUCUGAUUCAUACAGCUGCCUGUAUCCAGCAUGGUUAAUUUGAUCUCUGCAGCUUUGAUCUUGUGGUCUCUCUAUAGAAAAUGUGGAGCUGAUCCUCCAGGGAAUAAACAGCCGCCAUAACAGCGAGAGCCAGGACAAUGAUCAGCCGGAUUACGACAGCGUGGCGUCAGAUGAGGAUCCAGUGCAAGAGGCCACAUGUGGGGACAGCUGCAAUGAUAGAAGGACCAAGGUGGUCCCAUCAAUACUUAUAAACACAUCUGACUUUUACUCUUUAACGUGAUCAAACUAAUCUUAACUUGUAAUAUUUUCUGUCACAGAGCUCAGAGUCAUCUGACCUCUCUGAUGGACCUAUCACAAUGCAGGAAUUUAUGGAAGUAAAGAGCGCACUCACUGCGUCAGAAGCUAAAAUACAACAGCUUCUUAAAGUCAACUGUCAUCUCAGUGAAGAGCUGCGGAUGAUGCAGAGCAAGGUCAGUGAAUUUACGUGGUAUACAAGCUAAGGGAGAUGUAAACUUUACACUGUUUACACCCUCUUUACACGAGGACUCUUGACUCUGAAACAAAGCCAGGUGUUCAAAUUUAAUUGUGUGUCCAAGACUUGGUCAUCCUUAAUGUUACAAGACACAUAAAGUAGUUUGAUUCCACUGCUGCUCCAUUCCAUCAUUCAUGGAUCCCAUCAUUGAUUAACUUAAUCAUUUCCAUUCAUUUCACUCUUAACCAUGGACAGAGUGUGUGCUGUGCUUCCUCACGAGAUAAAGUUCCUGUGGUCAUAAUUAACAAUCAGCAGACUUCUCUGGGUAUGCGAUUCAGGAGAAAACAGAUCCAGUGUUGGCUUUCUGACACAUCAUUUGAAAUGGUCAAAAAAGAGUUUUAGUGUGAAUUUUUUUUACAUUUUUUACCAAAAAAGUGAAAGUUUCAAGUUAACACUAGGCUCUUGUACUCCAAUAAAAGGAUAAGAUCUCAAUAAAGAAAGCCCUGGAAAUAGGUGGGCAGCAGGAACCACUAACUAUUAUCACUGAGGGCACCUCCCUUUACCAGUGUUUGGUUAAAUUAGUCCCAUAACACCCCAGAGAGGCUAAACAGUUAAUGCCAACAUCCAAUAAUGUACCCCCUUUAUGCCAACUCUCACCCUCCACCAUAUCCACUCAAGGACACAGAGAACAAAAGAGAAGUAGAGUGGAGACAGAGCCAGGAUGAGAAGCCCAUGUGAGCCAGAUCUCACCCCCACUCCUAGGAUAAGCUGUAAAUUAGAUCACUAACACCUCCAGCAGAUGUGAAGCCACAUUUCAACAGAAAACAGUUAUGCUAUAUAUGAAUUCUGGGUAAUUCCCAUUACUCGCUUCCUUCUUUCUGAGAAGUGCAGAAAUGGAUUAUCUCACUUAUUGCAGUGAUACUUGCUCAUGCAUUUCUUUUUUUAGUUUUCCUGACUGCGAGAAAAUCAUCCUCCAUAUACGGAAUCUCUUAUCUUCUUCUUCAAUUUUGCCCUUACAAUCAACAACAUCCUGGUUUGAGUUAAUUUGGCUCAAAAUUCACAAACUAUUUAGAGAAAUUCACAAACUAUCAAGAGACGGACCUAUACAGACAGUUCAACAAAUAUGAUUUAGAAUUGAGUCAUUCCCCUGAAUAUUUCUGAAACACAUUUAGACCAAGCUUUAUGAUCAUAUACAGCAACCGUCCUAUCUAACUGUUCUAGCCCCUCAUGGGUAAAAACAAAAAUAACAAUCUCUGUAUGGUCUAUCAUAUUUUAUGUCUGUUUCUAAAACAAAUAUACUGUUAACAAUUAAAAGUAAAAGGCAAAUUCUACUACAGGAGAAACUGUGAUCUAUUCAAUGAAAAAAAACUGUAUCAGUAUUGGCCAAAAUGCAACAGAUAUCAGCAAAAAUACAGUAUUGUGCAUGUCUGUUCUCAAGUAGGUGACCCACUGUCUUCUGGUUUCCUACUAAAUCCACUGUCCUCUACAAAUGAAGGCGUAAAAACCAUAAAAAAUUACCUAAAGAAAGAAAGUACAUUGUAUUGUGUGAACAAGAUGGUUUGUCAGACAUAACAAUUUUAUAGCACUUUGGUAAGACAUCAGCAUUUUGAAGGAUAAAAGCAGUGAGGUUUGUUUUCCCUCAUGCUUCUCUCAGGCUGACUUUCUCUUUCUUUGGCAAAGAGACAGAGUCAACACAAUGUUCUGCUUCCACCUGCUGGUUUAUUUGUUGUCUUUAUGACUGGAGUGACCGUUCCAGUUUAUUGAUUUUCUCACACUGCUGCUGGCCUUAAAAAACGAAAAUACUUUCAAACAUAUCUCCUAACAUUUCAGUGAAUCUGGCUCAAAGGUACUUUCUUGAAUGACUUGAUUUAACUCGACACCAUUUAAAGAAAUUUGAAAUACUUAGUUUUUGUUUUGACUUUGUCGUGCAGGCCUCAGUAUCUUUGCUGUUGUGACUCUUGGGGGUUUUGUAGUUACACAUCGAUAUCAAGAUCAUCUUUUGACUUAAAGAUAUAGAUGGUGACUUUAUCUGGUUUUUAGAAAAAAUGACAGGAAAAGAAUCCCUGUGUUUUAUGUUUUUUUCAGUUUCCCUCUGUUAUUCAUGUAAAUAUGGGCGACCACUUCGGCAGCAGUUUCUCAAGGGGUCAUUCCCAGGCGUUACUGUCAACACUCGGAGUCAGCGUUUCAUUUUCAAAGAGACAAACCUUUUUGUUUUGAGACAAACUUUGAGGAUAAACUGAAACUCAAGAGAGGAAAACUUAGAGGUUUAGCUUUUCUCCUGCAGGCUGAGCGUAUUCCACUCUAUUAUUGAUGUCUGGCACAGUCUUUGUAAGAAGAUCAUUUCCUGGCUUCAAGUUGAACUGAAAGAUGUUUUUGUCCUCUCCAGCUGAGCUCCCUGCAGACUGAAAACACAACACUGCGAUGGCAGACCCCCAGCAGCCAGCAACAACCCCAGGGGCCCCAUGGGCGACACCCACCCCGCGGAGGUCGUGCCAUGUCUAUGUAUGAGACUGGCUCUACCCCGAGGCAGUACCCCCUUCGAAUGGAAACGGCCAGGCCUGAGGAUGGAGUCAUUUUACAACCUUUCCCCACUAAUGUAAGCACAGAAGCACCAAUGUUCCUGCUGGUUUGUCGUCAAAAGACAAAAAAAACGAUGCCUGGCUUGGGGCUGGUGUUGGUUUCUCAUUCAUUCAUUCAUUCAUUCAUUCAUUCAUUCAAUCGUCAUUCAUUGCAUCUCAGUAGAGUAUGCUCAACUUGGUUUGACCCUUUCUAGAUUGGGAGGGGUCCUUUGGGGACGGCUGCUUCCUCCCUCCCUACCUUCCCCUCUUCCCUGUCCUGGUCGUGGGAUGAGAGAUCUCGAAGGGUUAAGUACUGGUGUACUGAAGACGGUGAAAAACCGUCCUGCUGCUUGACCCCACAGUCUUCUCUAUCCUGACCUGUGUCUUUUUAAACCGCUUUUCAUCAGUUAUCGCCUGCCUGCCUGCAUGCACCACAGUGCCUCUGCUUCAAUUUAGUCAUCCGAACAAUUGCAGCUUUUUAUCCACAGAGAAACUCAGCCCAGAGCUUCACAUGCUCAGGUCAGCAUCAGGGCGUGAGGAAGACAUGUAGUGCCACGGAAAGCUGAUUGAAUGGUUGGACAGCAAGGCUCAAAAUGGCUGAUAACGACAUGUUGUUGAGAGUCACAGUCGUUGAUCCAGUCUCUUUCAGGAUUUCUCUGCAUUUACUAAUCGCAUCCACUGCAGUGCACUGUGUUAAACCACAACGACACAGUUGUAUACUUUCCUGUCUUUUUCUCCGUAUCUGCUUCAAAAAUGUCUGAUACUGUGAUCUCAGUUUUUAAUUCAGAAACGCAUGAUUCUGAUGUAUCCGUGCCAACUGUUGCUCCAAUCACUCGUCAUUCAACUUGUAUGUUCUGUUGCUGAUUGAUGGUAAUUGACUGAUGUCUCUAUAGGGCUGUAGUCUGGAGGGGCAGAAUAUCAUGCUGGAGAACGAUUAUGACACCACACCGAACCACUCUGAACUAGAGGAAGCUGGGUAAGAAUAUUUCUGUAAACUUUGUGCAAAAAAAUAGGAUUGAAAAUAAAGAAUGACACCAGUGCAAUAUUAGAUUGGAUUAGUUUUGAUUCAAAAACUUUGGACAGCCUUGCUCGACAUAACUGGACAGAAGUUUACAUAUAAAGACAUGCACUGAACAACGUCUACCAGUUACAGAAAAACUAACUAAAUGAACAAGAGCCAGCCUGACAUGUCAUCUAGCCCCAGAUUUGUUUUCUGUUCAUGUAAAUAUGGUGCCAAUAAUCGAAGCAGCUGUUGGCUGUUUGGUAAAAAGCUAGAAAUGAAUGGAUACACCAGUAGAUCCAUUUAGUGGAACUUUUUUUAAUUAAAUGGAGAUUGGUUUAGACGGAAGCUACCAGGCGCUGGAUCUUGAUGCCCAGCGUUAAACUCUGCAGCAUGGCUGUUAUUUGACAUGAGAUAAGAUGUACUCUUUGGACUCUGUCCUGCUGGUACACAGACAUCAUAGAAGCUUCAUUUGGAAGGUGUUGUUUAAUGGCCAGGCUUCAUUUUCUUUGCUUAGCUCAGUGAGUUUUCUCGAAACUAAAAAAAAAAAUGUAUUUGAAAUGACAAAUGACAGCACUCACUGAUGAUUAACACCCUAAUUAAAAGUUAAUGUAGAGUAAAUUGAUCUUUUACUUUAUAAAUUUGCUUAUAGUGCCAUACAACGGUAAGAAUAUGUUUUUUUUUUAUCUGUAUCUAGUAGUCCUCUGCCAGCGUCUGACACAGGGGAGCAGGUGGAGGAGUGUGAGGAAGACGCCACCCUGCCAUGCACAGAGGAUGUCAUCUGUAAAACAGAGCAGAUCACCAAGAACAUCCAAGAGCUUUUGAGAGCUGCUCAGGAGACCAAACAUGAAAGGUAGUCAAUGUUUGACAUGAAUAAAAUAAAAAUGAUAUAGUUCCUAUAAGAAAAUCUGUACUUUGCUUUCAAGAGUUUUUCUUUGUCCCAAAAAAUGAAGCUGGAAACUGUGGUUUCAAUUGUGCAUAUAAACCGAUGACUGUAUUUCUGACAACCUGCCUGUCUUUUUAAAUGGAGUAGAUACUGUUUCAUCCUUAGUUACAGCUGGUUCUAGAGCUAUGAUUUUCAGUAGCUGUCCUCAGGGACCAGGAUCCUGCUGGAUUUCAUUUCUCCUAGGCAGCUAACAACGACUGGUUAACACUGGAGUUUCAGUGGUAUAGAAAAUGCACCCUGCCCCAAAGACUGGUAUUGAAAAGGGUUGACUUGAGCCUUAAAGAGUGGCCUCUGUCCAUGUGUCUUAGACACUGUUUGUCUGCUGGGGGGAGGCCUCGUCUUUAAGUGCAGCUGACAGGAAACAAACACCACAUGACCACAUAUUCCCCUGUGACCUUUAAAUCCACUGAGUUUAGUCAGUGAGGUUCAAUGCACUGCUUUCCUGUUUUUAUUUUUUCCACAUGCACUUAAUUUGCUUGUAUGCAUUACAUCAACCCUGAAUAAUCCUGUUUACACAUUUGGAAGAACACUUUUUUUGGUGACUAAUCCAAACUGACUGGUGCACAAAUAGUGUAGCACUGAUAUUAAACAAAACACUUAUUCUGCACUUUCAUAUCCAUAAUAGUGGUUAAUGUGAGGAUAUUGCUUAUUAUAGCCAACUAAAUGAUUUCCAGUAGAAAUGAAAGUGAAAUGACGUUGAAGUUUGGUGUCACUGGAAUUAAAACUGUUUUUUAGCCUUACGAAAUACAUCCAUUAACUAGGUCUUGUUUGUGUUCUUUUACUUUGAAGACACAUGCUUUUCAUGAAAUCUCCAUGAGUGCCAUUCUGUUGUGAGACAAAUAUUCAGGAACACAAAUCAUGCAUCUAAAAUUUCAGCAUCGAACUUAGCAUUUAGCAUUUCCUAUUUGAAUGGCAUGUCCUGCAAUUACAUAUGGUAUUAAAUAGAUACUAUAGCAGUGGUUUUUUUUAGGCUUCACGAUUCGGUGUGUUGGUGGAAGCAGCUUUGUAUCGGUGCCUGUAUUUGUGACCCAGGAGUGGUUGACCACUUAUUGUCUGCUUGCCUUCCUCUCCUGCAGCUUCCUGCCUUGUUCAGAAAAGAUCUGUGUGGCUGUGACUGAGAUGGCCGCCCUGUUUCCCAAGGUAAGAUGACUCCAGCCAACAUCCUGACCUCCCUCCCCUGAGCAAUUAUGGGAUUUGUUGUUUGUUUGAAAACAGCCAAAGGGAAUCUAACCAGACCUGUUUGGGUUGGAGAGGCGCUGUCCAUUGCUUUGCUUUGCUUCAUCUUCACUAUAUUGGAUUACUCUGUUUUAUGUUGACUCAAACACACACAAAGAGCCUUCUACCCACAGUGAGGGUUUAUUUAUGGAGGUUGUCAGUUCAGCUCCUUAUCAAGUCUCUGUCAUCCCUCUUGUCUCUCACAGAGGCCGUCCUCAGAGACAGUGCGAGGGUCCCUGUGUCUGCUCACGUCGAGCGCCAGCCGGCUCCACGGAGAGUGCCAGAAGGCCGCGGAUCACAGCCCCUGCCCGGCAGACAUUCAGCUGGUCACUCAGCAGGUCAUCCAGUGCGCCUAUGACAUUGCCAAAGCUGCCAAGCAACUUGUCACUGUGACAACCAAAGAAAACAACAACUAA